UUGGCGUCUCCCCUUCCUCUUUAUAUUUGCUCUUGCUCCCCUCUCCCCCGCUCCCAAAGUUGGCGUUUUUAUCUCGCGGACUGCACGGAUUCGAGCAAGUUUCUGGGCGGUUUCCAUUCGGUGGUGUCCGUCGGCGAGAGCUCCGAUUGCGACUGGGUAUUGCGUGGAGUGGAGCGGCGGGACCAGGAGCAGGGCGAGAAGUUUGAUCCUGGGUUCGAGCUGUUGGGGAUUGAUUGGGUUUCAUCUACAGAGCUUUGGUGGAAGAAAAUCGUUGCGACUGGAGGCGGCGCAGGGGCAUGGGGGCGUGGGUGUCGGGCCUGCUUGGGGCGUACGGCGCGGCGGCGGCGGGGCCUGCUGCUGUGGGCCUGGGCGACCUGCCGGAGCGCUGCGCCGCCGAGGUGCUGCUCCGGCUCGACCCGCCCGAGAUCUGCCAGCUCGCGCGGCUCAACCACGCGUUCCGUGGCGCGGCGGGGGCGGACUUCGUGUGGGAGGCCAAGCUGCCGGAGAACUACCGGUACCUGAUGGAGUUCGUGGGGUCCGGCGAGGAGGGGAAGCGGCGGCGGCGGCGGGCCGGCAAGAAGGAGAUCUACGCGAGGCUCGCCAGGCCUGUGCCAUUCGGUGACGGCACCAAGGAAUUUUGGCUGGACAAGAGCAAAGGUAGGAUUUGUAUGGCGCUUUCGUCCAAAGCACUGGUGAUAACUGGGAUUGAUGACAGAAGAUACUGGCAACACAUGCCAACUUCAGAAUCAAGAUUCCAUUCUGUAGCUUACCUUCAGCAAAUCUGGUGGUUAGAGGUGGUUGGUGAAGUUGAUUUCUGCUUCCCUGUUGGAACAUAUAGCUUGUACUUUCGGGUCCAUCUUGGGAAGUUCUACAAGCGAUUUGGCCGUCGUCUUUGCAGCUCAGAGCAUGUCCAUGGUUGGGACAAGAAGCCUGUCCGCUUCCAGCUCUCGACCUCCGACGGUCAGCACGCAUUAUCUCAAUGCUACCUGGAGGAGCCAGGGAGCUGGGUCUUGUGCCAUGCUGGCGAUUUUGUGGCCUCAAAACCUGACCAGCAGAUGAAGCUGAAGUUCUCGAUGGCGCAGAUCGACUGCACACACACCAAAGGCGGUCUGUGUGUCGACUCGGUGCUUAUUUAUCCGAAGGGAUCCCUUAAGCAGGAGGGUGGUCAGGUCUCAGAAAUGAGAUUGUAGAUGUUGUGGAGGCAGUUACAUUAGGACGUUAGAUCAAUGCAGCUUGCAGCCUAAUCCUAUUUUUAAUUUGGGCUCUAGUAUGCUACAGAUGAAAGUGUAUAUGAUUGUUGAAUCAAAUUUUGUGUGGUCAGUGAGAUCAGAAGCGCUUUGUCAGUCCUUUCCCAAGGUCGUUUUUCCCCCCCUUGAGCUGAAUUGAGACUUUGAGCAAUCGAUUAACUGUACUGAAAUGAGGUCGAAUAUUUGAUUCCACUGUUUGUUA
Molecule: messenger RNA, 1449 nt
Organism: Phragmites australis (common reed)
Lineage: Eukaryota; Viridiplantae; Streptophyta; Magnoliopsida; Poales; Poaceae
Product: F-box protein PP2-A13-like
Exons: 3
Coding region: 297-1190 (297 amino acids)
Molecular function (GO): protein binding
Source: RefSeq, a predicted model, not a curated record